UUUUUUUUUCAUUUCUACAUUUACAUGUUCAAGUACUUACUAAGUUGAUACACGUGUGUGUGAUCAUGAGAAUGCUUUGAAAUGUCUUGCUAAGUUGUUUGCAUGUUGUUUUAUAGGUGAAUUUCUUUUUGUAGGUAUUAUAUGAUAUGUCAAUUUAGAUAAUUUGAAAUGGAGAAUUAGUGAGUUUGGUAUAUUGAAGUCAUUAUUUAAUGGAAAAAUGUUUUCUUUGCUGUUCAGUUGGUGAGGUAAAAUUUUUUUUUUCGAAGAAAUAUAUAUUAAAAGUUAAAAAGUAUAUUAACAAACUGAAAGAGUCUUUUGGCAAAAAAUUUGAGUACUAGAGAUUAGUAAUUUAGUAAUGCCUAAGUGUUAGUUAGAGCAAGUAUUAUGUUGUUAAAAGUUGAGAUAAUUGUAAGCAAAAUGACUUUUGUGCUCAAGUGAUGGAAGUUUUUAUCUUUCUCAAAUAAAAAUGAAAACUUAUAUUUUGUGGAUAGACAAUAAUUUUCCUCUGUUGGGCAUAAUGAUGACCAAAUAUGAACAAACAUGUUUCAGGCACAAGGUUGAGUACUUGGAUUGAGGGUACACACUUUACCUCAAUGGUUAUUGACCUUGAGCAUCCAUCAGGCGAUAAUCACAGGGAGAAAGAAGUCUGUGGGCCCCAUACACGUGUAAGAGGAGAAAUCUGCGGUACAGAUGGAGCUACUGUCAGUGCUUUGAAGAGUGUUUGCCUGGACAUAGAGAAUGCAGGAACUAGUUGGAAUGAAAGAACAUCUAAUGGUGCACAUGUACUGUCAAAUGCAGAUUCUUUGGCUGUGAGUUGCUAUAGGAACUUGGAGCCUCAUGAUGGUAUGGAAUUCGACUCGAAGGAGGAUGCAUUUUCAUUUUACAAAGAAUAUGCUAAGUCCGUCGGAUUUUCCUCAAUAAUAAAGGCUAGCCGUCGAUCAAGAAUUUCUGGAAAAUUUAUUGAUGCAAAAUUUGUUUGCACUAGAUAUGGAAGUAAGCGAGAACCUUGUACUUCUGGUGUAGAACCUCUUCCAAGUGCCGAUGCAAUAGGAAGUAGUCCUGUGAGGAGAAAAAAAGGUAGAAUAAACAGGUCUUGGUCAAAAACAGAUUGUAAGGCUUGUUUGCAUGUAAAGAGAAGGUCUGAUGAAAGGUGGGUUAUUCGUACUUUUGUCAAAGAGCAUAAUCAUGAAACAUUUCCAGAUUGGACCAGCAACCUUCCAGGUCACAGGAACAUUGAUCUGGGUAAGAAUGGUGCAGAUGCAUUUCAUGCUACCCAUGGUAGGACGAAAAAGACUUGUGUGUCGAUAUCUAGGUAUUCUGGUGUUAUGAGGAAAGUUGAGAAGCAAAAUAAUGGUGGCACAAAUAGUAGUCCUCAAUCUUUGGCUUUAGAUGAGGAAGAUGCACAAGUUAUUCUUGAACAUUUUCUUUACAUGCAAGAUGAAAAUCCAAACUUCUUUUAUGCAAUGGAUUUGAAUCAAGAGCAACGCUUGAGAAAUGUCUUUUGGGUUGACGCUAAAUGUAGGCUCGACUAUGGUAGCUUCAAUGACGUAGUUCUUUUUGACACUACCUAUAUAACAAACAAAUAUAAGCUACGGUUCGUUCCUUUUAUUGGUGUCAAUCAUCAUUUUCAGUCCAUAUUGCUAGGGUGUGGGCUGAUUGCAGAUGAGAGUAAGUCGACAUUUGUUUGGUUGAUACAAGCAUGGCUUAGGGCAUUGGGUGGACAAGUUCCAAAAGUAAUUCUAACUGAUCAAGACAAAACAUUGAAAGAAGCUGUUGCUGAGGUUUUACCAGAUUCACGCCAUUGCUUUUGUUUGUGGCACGUACUGAGUAAGAUCCAGGAGAAGGUUGGUCAUGUCAUAAGGCAGCAUGAAAGUUUCCUGUCCAAAUUUAAUAAAUGUAUUUUGAGGUCAGCGACCAAUGAAUUGUUUGAAAAGAGGUGGUGUAAGGUGGUUGAUAGAUUUGAUUUGAGGAAUGACUUGUGGAUUAAAUCAUUGUACGAAGAUCGGCUAAGGUGGGUACCAACAUACAUGAAUAAUAUCUUCUUGGCAGGAAUGUCUACGAUGCAACGAGCGGAAAGCGUUAGCUCUCUUCUAGAUAAGUGCAUAUUAUGCAAGACGGCAUUGAAGGAGUUUCUUGACGAGUAUAAAAAACUGCUGCAAGAGAAGUGUCAAGGAGAGGCAAACGCUGAUAUGGAGACAAGGCAUAAACAACCAGGACUGAAAUCUCCCUCCCCUUUCGAAAAGCAGAUGGCAACGUUAUACACUCAUACAAUAUUCAAGAAAUUCCAAGUUGAGGUUUUGGGAGUGGUUGCUUGUCACCCUAAAAAGGAAAGUGAUGAUGGUGAAACUGCCACAUAUAGAGUCCAAGAUUUUGAAGAAAAUCAAGAAUUCAUUGUCGUAUGGAAUGAGAAGACAUCUAAUAAUUCAUGUUCUUGUCAUUUGUUCGAAUACAAUGGAUUCCUUUGUAGACACGUUAUGAUAGUUCUUCAAAUGGCUGGUGUGCAUGACAUUCCCUCUAAAUAUAUUUUAAGACGCUGGACUAAAGGUGCAAAGAGUAAAGAGAAGACGAGACAAACAACUUUGGUUGAUUCCAGGGUUCAACGCUACAAUGAUCUAUGUCAAAUGGCAUUUGAGCUAGGUGAUGAAGGGUCGUUAUCUCAAGAGAGUUAUAGCAUUGUAUUUAGUGUGCUGGAAAAUUUUCUGAGAACAUGUGAGACCGUGAAUGAUCCAAAUUUAAAUGAUUCAGAAUCUUGUUCUUUCCCAAAUCAAUGUCUUAAUGACCUUGAAGUAUUCACAGAUAGUAACAAUCCAAGCAAGAGUAACAGAAAGAACAUAACAAGAAAAGAGAAGGUAUAUAAGGAGCAGAAGAUAAUAUCCAUGGGACAAUCAGGUUUCAGAGAACCGACUGUUGAUUAUCUGUUUGAAUCACAUUCAGCCAUGCAGAUGGUGUGGUGAUUUUAUUUGUAAAUUUUGUCUUAUAUGGCAUGGGGAGAAAACAACAACGGGUGUCUUGGAAUAUAUCUACCACUCCCUUCAUUUCAUUCUAUGUGGCGGUGUUUGACUGGGUUUAACAAGCCAUGAUAUUAUUAUGGCUAUAAAAGAAUUUUAUUUAGGAUAAAAUGGGGAGUUUAAUGUUAAUUUUUUUCCAAAUAUAGAAAAAUUGUCAUUCGCUUUUGAACAUAUUAUAAACUAUAAAGGAAAGAGUGUCACAUAAAAUGAAUUAUAGGAGUAUUCGAGUGAUCAUUAGUUUGUGAUACAAAUUCUAUUAUACAUGUAGGGCCAUAUAAAUUCCAGAAUUCCAAUUCCUGAUGGCUACUAUAGUAGCCCCCAAAUGAUUCAAGGAGUGGGACAAUUGAAUACAAAUACCCAAGGCUAUGUCAACCAACUAAACAUGCUGGGGCUGGGACAAUUGAAUACACUUGCUUCAAUUGAAGAUGGCCCCUAUCUCGCUCAACCUAGAUUGCAUGGACUGGGACAAUUGUAUUUUAGGCCUGUAGUUGCUCAAAGUUCUUUUGAGGUUCAGGACUCUCUGCAAGAGUCUACCUUGGCCAAUACACAGAUGUGCUUGGCAUCGGAGAACUUGCACUCCAAGAACUUAUCUUGACAACUGCUGACACUGCAGUUCCUUGACCAACUUCACCGUGGUAGUUUGUACAUAUAUGAGAUCAACAUGUGCAAUGAUUAUUCUGAUGUCUUUUGUUGCUUCCAUUACUUGACAAAGAUGACUGACAUGUAUUAUCUAAUCUGAAGUUUUACAUUGGAAGGGGAAUAGGAAGUUUGGAAGUGUAAAACUCGGUCAGAUCUAAUUUCACUAUUUAAAUACUACUGGUUUGGAAGUAGAAAUUACUUCGAGAUGUCUAAUAUAAAGUCCGCUUCUUUUCUUUUUUGGAAUAUAGGGAGCAUUGUAUCCUCCAUCUAAACCGGACACUUCAAUUGCUAUUUUGUUUUUAAUUGUCACGAAAAAGGUAGGAAUAGUACAAAAACAGCAGGAUAUUGUUACUUACAUUACGUUACAUGACUGGCUAUAGAUUGUUGAUGUACAGAGCUACUCUAAUGCUGCUCAAAAUAGUCCCUCUUCAUGCCUCUUAAGUGAGGAGUUUUCGUGGUAUUGUUCCUUUUCCCUUCUUUACAGUAAUGUUAUCAAGUAUGUAAUUUUAGGAAAGCCAGGUAUUUGAUAUGUAUUACUACCUAGUGCAGGAAGAAACUAACAAAGAGUUGCUGGAGAUGAAGUUACCUCGGUGCUGAAAAUUGAGUACGAGCUGUCGAUCACUGACAAUAUACAUAAGAUCGAUAUUAAUGUACAUAGAUCCAUUGGAGAUGUAACAAUAUUCUAGGCAUCAAGAUUGAUAUUAUGAGAUACAUAUAGACUCGUCUACUCCUUCCCCAAAAUCCUCCAUCAAUAGCCCACCCCUAGAUUGGUCCUGUAAAUAUUUUUGCAUUCGUUGAGCUCCAACUAGAAAUGGUGUAAAACUUAUAGUUUAAAUACAGAUCUUUCACCUC
Lycium ferocissimum is the source of this 4499-nucleotide messenger RNA. RefSeq names its product protein FAR-RED IMPAIRED RESPONSE 1-like. Gene Ontology annotation, molecular function: zinc ion binding. The record is from RefSeq and is a predicted model, not a curated record. The transcript has 7 exons. Lineage: Eukaryota; Viridiplantae; Streptophyta; Magnoliopsida; Solanales; Solanaceae. Bases 531 to 2954 code for a protein of 807 amino acids. Gene Ontology annotation, biological process: regulation of DNA-templated transcription.